AUGGGGACGGUCACACGGCUCCCCUGGCUCAGCUCGGAGCCUCACCCAGGCCACCCCUCCUGCAGACUGCUGGACGUGAUCCACACGGAGAACAAGCUUUACCUGGUCUUUGAGUUCCUGCACCAGGACCUGAAGAAGUUCAUGGAUGCAUCGUCCCUGGGCGGCAUCGCGCUGCCCCUCAUCAAGAGCUACCUGUUCCAGCUGCUGCAAGGCCUGGCCUUCUGCCAUGCACACCGAGUGCUGCACCGUGACCUCAAACCCCAGAACCUCCUCAUUAACGCUGAUGGUGCCAUCAAGCUGGCUGACUUUGGGCUGGCACGAGCCUUUGGGGUGCCCGUGCGGACCUACACGCACGAGGUGGUGACACUGUGGUACCGUGCGCCUGAGAUCCUGCUGGGCUGCAAGUAUUAUUCGACUGCUGUGGACAUCUGGAGCCUGGGCUGCAUUUUUGCUGAGAUGGUGACACGGCGCGCGCUCUUCCCCGGGGAUUCAGAGAUCGAUCAGCUCUUCCGUAUCUUCCGUACGUUGGGGACACCCGAUGAGGCUUCAUGGCCUGGAGUCACUGCACUGCCCGACUAUAAGCCCAGCUUCCCUAAAUGGGCCCGGCAGGAUCUGGGCAAGGUGGUGCCACCAUUGGAUGAGGAGGGACGCAAGCUGCUGGCGCAAAUGCUGCACUACGAUCCCAACAAGCGCAUCUCAGCCAAGGCAGCCCUGGGCCAUCCCUUCUUCCGCGACGUCACCAGGGCCGUCCCCCACCUGCGGCUGUGAGCACUGAGCUGGGGGGGGUUGGGCACUGGGACCCCCCCCAGCCCCCAGGACAGCUCGGGGUGGGGACCCCCCCCCUCUUGUCUGGGCUCUCAGCACUUACAGUUGGGGGUGAGGGGAGGGGGGAAAGGGAUAAGGGGAGGGGCAGAGCUUUCCCCCUCCCUUUAUCCCCCUCCCCUGCAUCCCCAGGGGUGGCAAUGGGGGUCCAGCUUUUCUUGCCCCCCCCCCCCGCGGGUUUUUCCUCGCUGACUUUUGUACCUUUUUUGGGCCAUUUUGUAGUUGACAUUUAAA
Messenger RNA from Coturnix japonica (Japanese quail), 1056 nucleotides. Lineage: Eukaryota; Metazoa; Chordata; Aves; Galliformes; Phasianidae. The record is from RefSeq and is a predicted model, not a curated record.